AGAUCGGAUAUCCAUCGGAUAUCCAUCGGAUAAGACCGAAUAUACCUACGCAUAUUGAAGGAGUGCGUUACAGCUACGCGCACGUAACGCAUCCGUAGAAGGGUUGUUCUAUCUGUUUAGGGUUUAUUUCACCCCCAAAUUCAGACAGUACCAAAACGCAGGUCGCACCUCCGUGUCAGUUCAUGUUGUCAGUGAAUUCAAUUUCCGGAGCCGUAUUACUUGGGGCAAAUCGAUAAUUUCUGGUUUGUUCUGUGUGUGUCCCUUUCUUCGCUAUGGAGGAUAUGAAUCCGGGACCUAGAGAUCCUAGUGUUCUGCAUUUACAACCUAGUCACAGAUCUACAGAGAUUUGGAUAGCAGGAGGUGGUGACCCUCAGAGAUGUCGCCGUCGCAACCCGAAUCAGGAAAAGUUUCCUCGAUUACAUCCUAGAAUGAUUCCUUUGCUGCUACGAACGGGAUUUUAUGGCAUAGCUAGGGUGACGUCCCUUCAGCUUGAUUGGAAUCUGAUUAGCGCUUUGGUGGAGAGAUGGAGACCUGAGACUCACACAUUCCAUCUCCCAAUUGGAGAGUGUACAAUUACACUUCAGGAUGUAGCGAUACUUCUGGGUUUGCCUGUUGACGGGGAGCCAGUUGUCGGUGUAAGCCAAGCUGAGGGUGGGUCAUGGAGCGACAUCGUUGGGCAUGUGUUUGGGCAGUCACCUCCCCCCAACCGAUUUAAUGGAGCCAGACUUCAGUUGAGUUGGUUUCAGUCUAUUUUCCCGAAAUUAGCAGAUGAUGCAUCUGAGGAGGAGUUGAUACGUUACACACAGUCCUACUUGCUACAGUUGAUUGCAGGGACAAUGUUUACUGAUCAUUCGGGGGGGCUUGUACAUUGCAUGUGGGUACCUUUUAUCCAAGAUUUGGAGGUUUGCGGAAGAUAUGCUUGGGGUGCAGCUGUGCUUGCAUAUUUGUAUAGGGAGCUAUGCAAAGCUACCAAGAUAGAUACAGAAGAGAUUGCUGGUUGUCUCAUAUUGUUGCAGUUGUGGGCAUGGGAGAGAUUACCAACUAUUUCCCCAUUGCGCACCAAUCAUUCCUUAAUUGAUGAGGCAUUCUGGGCUGCACAUCCAAAAGGGCCACUUGGGUCGAGGUGGCUUGUUCGUCAUGCAUUUUCUGAGACGACUGGUCGUACUGUUUCACUUUAUCGAGUAGCUUUGGAUGAGCUUGCAUCCUCUCACUUCAUAUGGCAGCCGUAUAAUGAAAAAAUAUUGAGUGCAUUACCUGCAUAUUGUUUUACUGGUCAGGAUAUCUGGCGCUACCGCGGUCCUCUAGUUUGCAUAUUUAUUGUGGAACCGCACAUGGCUGAUAGAGUAUUGAGACAGUUUGGAAUGAUCCAGACCAUACCAACUGAUGCUCAAUAUUCACAUGAGAUGCAUCAGAUAACAUUGAAAGGCAAAGCCGAGUGUAAUUGGAUUCAAAAGCACCAGGCAAGUAUUACUAUCUGGAUGUCUCGUUUGGAUAACCUGGCUGGAGGAGUUGUUGGUGAUGGUGCAGUUACCGAGUAUAAUAAUUGGUACACUGAUAGGACUCGCAGAUUCCAUUCCUGCAUUGGUGGUAUUCAUGUAUACACGGGGGAUUUGCUGAGAAAAAUAGUCAGUGUUGCUAGGGGUGAGAUACCUGGGGAUGUGACUUCUAUAGCCCUAGAAGGUUGGCGCCACAUUCAGGUGCAGUCUCAUAUAGGGUUAUUUGCGGAUUUUCCCUUGGAUGACCGUCGGGAGAAAGAGGGGGAAGAGGGCACACAGGUGGUUCGAACAAAACGAAAGAAAAGGGCACGGAAGGGCUCUAACAAAUAACUAAAACAAAAUAGACUUGUUUAGGAAAUGCAUCCUUAUGUGUCCAACAUGCAUUUACAAUAGAGAUCAGAGGUCUCGUUGUGUGGAUUUACAGGGAACACAUACUAUACUCGCACAAUCUUAUUGUAAACUAAAGAGAAAAGUUGGAGCUGAAAUUAAUUAAUUAGUUUAUGGAUUUCUUCUUUCUUUUUA
Molecule: messenger RNA, 2018 nt
Organism: Daucus carota subsp. sativus
Lineage: Eukaryota; Viridiplantae; Streptophyta; Magnoliopsida; Apiales; Apiaceae
Product: serine/threonine-protein phosphatase 7 long form homolog
Exons: 4
Coding region: 273-1826 (517 amino acids)
Biological process (GO): meristem development; meristem maintenance
Source: RefSeq, a predicted model, not a curated record